AUGGCGACCAUGCAGGAAAUCUUCAAAGGCUUUGAGGAGCGUCAGGCUAAACUUGUUGAAGAUGGGUUGAAAAACCCACUUGCCCACGGCGCCGCUCUCAUUGAGGGCCAGAUCACACCUCUCUUAGACGCGAAGAUUCCUGUCCUCGACCAAGGUUUCCUCCACAGCGACCUCACCUACGAUGUCCCGGCUGUGUGGGAUGGAAAGCUCUUUCGCUUCAACGACCACCUUGACCGUCUUGAGAGGAGCUGUGCCAAGCUGAGGCUCAAGCCCCCGAUGUCCCGAAACGAGAUUGAACAAGCUACUAUAAACUUGAUCUCUAAGAGCGGGAUUCGGGACGCCUAUGUACAGAUCAUUGUCACUCGUGGCUUCCGGUUUGUUCGAGAACCCCUGCCAACCAGCGAUGCGCCAGAGAAUCAUUUCAUCUACAUCCUAGUCAUGCCCUACAUCUGGGUAAUGCCCCCUCAAAUGCAACCAGUUGGUGGAGAAGCCGUCGUCACCCGCACUGUCCGUCGGAUUCCGCCGGGAGCAAUUGACCCAACUAUUAAGAACUUGCAAUGGGGCGACUUGAUCAGAGGUCUCUUGGAAGCCCAGGAUCGCGGCUCACAAUACCCAUUCCUGACUGAUGGUGAUGGCAACAUCACCGAGGGGGCAGGGUAUAAUAUUGUCUUCGUUAAAGAUGGAGCUCUUUAUACGGCAAAGAAGGGCGUUUUAGAAGGUAUUACACGGCAGUCAGUGUUCGACGUCGCCGAGAAGGCUAAAAUUCUGGUCUAUCUCGACGAUGUUCCUGCUAGCCUGGCGUAUGUAGCUGAUGAGAUCUUUCUGUGUACUACGGCUGGUGGUAUUAUGCCAAUUACAAAGCUCGAUGGCGAGUCCAAGGGAGAGGUUGGACCUAUCACAAAAUUGAUCUGGGAUGGAUAUUGGGCAAUGCAUUAUGACCCAAGGUUAAGCAUGGUGUCUAGGAAAUAUAAGCUCAAGCCUGGCCAGAUAGCUGUAACUCCGCCAAUUACUACGCCUUACUUAGACCAGCUACGACAGCUUCUGGGCAAAACUAUGCAAAAAGAAAAAAAAGAGGUUAGAGAUGCAUAUAAAAUGUUCACAUCAUGCAUUAUUGCUGUUCAUGGCCUAGGUUCUCCCGCAAAGGGCGAGACGAAACACGCAUUCGACACGUGGAGAACUCCAUCAGGUCAAAAAGGACGUCUAUGGCUUCAGCAAGAUCUACCAGCACAUAUUCCCGACUCUCGUAUCUUUCUAUACCAAUAUGAUGCAACGCCUACGUACGGCCGAGGUCUUGGCGAUUUUCGCAGCAAGAGCGAUAAUCUUCUUGAAGUCAUAAGCAAUGAGAGAGGAGAUGAUCUUGAAAGGCCAAUCUUACUACUCGGUCAUAACUUGGGGGGCUUGUUGAUCAAGCAAGCUCUUAUCAACGCCCAUAGCAACCCAGGCUACAUCGCCAUUAAGGACGCUACCGCCGGCCUCGUAUUCUUUGGAACACCACAAGAUACCGUUGCUCAGAAGCUUGGUGAAACGGCGGUAUUGAUUGCAAAAGACUUGGGGCUUAGAGCGGAAGAUGAUGUUGUCAAAUCUCUGCAGACUGCUACCAUCUUCUCUGAGAUCGAGUCAUGGAAACAUCAAGUACUCGAGUACGACAUUGUCUCCUUUUGGGGGUCAUCUGAUACCGUGGUCUCCCGUGAGUGCGCUAGUCUUGGGCUGCCCGGUGAUAUUGCGAAGAUAGUAGAACUCAACGCUAGUCACAGAGAACUUUGCAAGUUCGGCACUACUGACAGAGACCAGUACAACUUGAAGAUCGUGGUUGCGAAUAUUAAGCGUCUCUACAAAAUAGCGAUCGAAAAGUUUGAGUCGCAAGGUGCUUGGUUUCCAGAUACGUCUGGUGUCGAAACGCCCCGCACUUCAGAGGAAUAUGGCCAGGACGAUCUUGAUGACGGCGUGGAAGGGACACAGAGUGUCACGACAAGUACAACUGAUACGACAAGACAACCGGUGUUUACGUCGAGCCAGGGGAGCCAACUUCAAGCUGACGAAACAACUGUUCAAAACUCUUUGAUCAAGGAUUUCGGCCACCCUAAUGCAGAAGAAGCGCAGGGUCUCACAGGCUCAGCUUUGGAGGACCUCCACAUCGCAGACAUCCAGGAGGCUCAAGGUAAUCUUUAUUCCCGGACGCCUUUUACAAAUCUCAGCCUACUACAGUUCGACCACUCAGCCCCAAGCAUUGGUGAUAGUACCAACUCGAUUACUGGCAGAUCCUGCGAUGGUCUUGUUGUGGAGACCGUCACUUCGUCAAGCAAGCCAACCGCAAAGCUUGAGGCAAACGUUAUUGUUGCUACACCCGGUAGGCUUUUCGACUACAUUCGUCGUCGUCUGGUCGACACGUCUCAGGUGAGGUUCUUUCUCGUGGACGACGUCGAUUAUGUUGUGGAUUUUUCAGCAUUGAGACAGCUUUGCAUUCGAGUCGCCAGAAAGUCGCCGAAAACCACUCAAUUUCUAUUCCUUUCCGAUCUAUCAACGCGGGCCUCAGAUUUUGUAAAUGAUAUGCUCCGGUCCAAUACUUGGGAGAAGCAUGAGGUGAAGGCGGUAGAACUGAAUGCCAACAAGAUCGUUCACCUGUUAUUCAGAUGUAGCGGGGAGCAGGAGAAGCUUGACAUUAUUUGCAAGCUUCCUGGUGUCGUGCAGAUAACAGAAGAAGGCCACGCCAUAACGAACUUGUUCAAGGCAACUGAUGACAGCGGGAUGGAAGAGCUAUUGGAGAACUUCGAGGCUGGACAAGCCAAGGUUCUCAUUACAAAAGACUACAAGACCCGGGGCCUUGAUCUUCCCUCUAGCUCCAUGGCCAUUAACUAUGAUAUACCGGAUGCCGACCCAUACCGGUACAUUCGUCAAGUCAGUCGCGCAGGCAAAGCCGGGCGUUCUGGUUUCGCCGUGAAUCUGAUCAUGGAUCUGGCCAAAUUCUACUACAACCUGUGA
Molecule: messenger RNA, 2979 nt
Organism: Fusarium oxysporum Fo47
Lineage: Eukaryota; Fungi; Ascomycota; Sordariomycetes; Hypocreales; Nectriaceae
Exons: 11
Coding region: 1-2979 (992 amino acids)
Biological process (GO): carboxylic acid metabolic process
Molecular function (GO): catalytic activity
Source: RefSeq, a predicted model, not a curated record